AUGUCUAUGGUGUUUUUGAGGGUUUCAUUGGUGGUAUUGGCGCAAAUGAUUCCAGCCCAACUGGUUGAUGCAUUGGAAAUGAUGGGGAAGGACUCAGAGCGAAGUGCUAGAUAUGGAUCUGGAAUUGUCCGGAAAUCACCACGUACCGGUAAACUUAGUUAUAUUCCGGAUGUAAAUAUAUCUAAAAGACCACAAGUUGGUAUGCGAUUUAGGACAGUUGAUGAAGCUUAUGCGUUCUACGAGAAUUAUGCCAAGUUGGGUGGUUUUACAAUUCGCAAGAACACACAAAAAAUGAUUAAAGGUAUUGUUACACUGAAGUACUUUACGUGUUCUAAGGAGGGGAAGAAAACAUAUCAGAAAAUUGACACAGUCAAUCAUAUGGAUGUGGAUAACGUAAAAGGUAAACAAUGUCGUACAAGGCCUUCUAUACCUACAGGUUGUCUUGCAAGUAUAAAGGUUCAGAGAUUGGACGAUAUGACCUACAAGAUUUACUCUUUUUACGAAGAGCAUAAUCAUACACUUGUGGAAGAGGGGGAUUAUCAGUUUUUGAGUGCUGCUAGAAAUUUGUCUGUUGUUCAAGAAGAUUUUAUUCAGAACUUGUCAAAGUUGUAUAUUGGACCUGUUCAAGCAUUCAACAUUAUGAGAACUCAUUAUGGUGGUUUUGAGGAAGUUGGCGCCACAGCAGUUGAUUGUAAGAACUUGAAGAGAGAUAUUAAUGCUUACAUUGGUAAACACGAUGCUGAAAUGGUUGUUUCUCGUUUGAUGGACAAGAAACGUUAUUUACCUGAUUUUUCAUGUGAGUAUCUCAAUGAUGAUAAAGGUGAGCUUCGUGGUCUGUUUUGGGCUGACGAAGAAAUGAAGCAUAAUUAUAUGCAAUUUGGGGAUGUUAUCGCAUUCGAUUCCACGUUUCGUUCAAAUAAAUAUGACAUGGUAUUUGUCCCUUUCACCGGCAUAGAUAAUCAUCACAAGAACAUUACCUUUGGUGCUGCUCUGUUAGCAUCAGAGACUGCUAAGUCAUAUAAUUGGUUAUUAUCGGCUUUUAAAAAAUGUUAUGGACGGGAACCACGUGUAGUUGUUACUGAUCAAGACCCCGCGAUGAAAAAGGCGAUACGGGAGGUUGGGCCGACGUUGAAGAAAGAUAAGUCUUUUAGACAACGCAUUUGUGACAUUGUUUGGACUGAUGCAAUUCAGCCGGAGGACUUUGAGGAAAAGUGGAAAGAAAUCAUGAGUGAUUUUCAUUUGACUGGAAACAAAUGGUUGUCCGAUAUGUAUGCAAUUAGGAAUGAUUGGAUCCCUGCUUAUUAUCGUCACGAGAACAUGUCAGGUUUGAUGCGAACAACAUCUCGUUCAGAGAGCGAGAAUCGUUUUUUUGGUCAAUUUAGAAGCAGUAGUCAUACCCUUGUUGAAUUCAUCAGUCAUUUUGAAACGGCAAUUGAGUCACAACGAUACAAGCACCGAAAAAAUGAUCACGACACAAGGAAUACAACUCCGGAUUGGGUUACGGAUUUAAAUUUUGAGAGAGAAGCUAAUGAAAUAUAUACCAGGAAUAUAUUUAACGAUCUUCAGCAUGAGUUACUCCUCGGUGUUACAGAAUCACACUCUAUGAACGUUGAACAAGUCGGUGAAUUUAUUAAGUUUUCAAUUAAGGAUUUAGAUGUUGAAGGUUCAGUUUUGCGUGAGGUGCUUUUUCGAGAAGAUGAUAUGGAAAUAAAAUGUAGCUGUGGUAGGUAUGAACAAUAUGGUGUGCUAUGUAGGCACAUUUUUUUGGUGCUAAAGAUGUCUAAGGUUGAAACUUUUCCCAAAAAAUAUGUUAUGAGAAGAUGGACGAGAGAUGCUGUCCCAAGGAAGACUGUUACGUCAGUUAAGGAGAACGCCGAAGCUAAUCAGACAGUGGACGGUGUUAAUAAAGUUGUACAUGAAAUUAUGAUUGGGACUGAGUAUAUUGUUGAUAAAUUGUCAAAGGACAUGGAGAAGCUGGCGUUGUAUAGAGAUAAAGUUAAAGGCGAUAUAGCUCAACUAGAUGAGAUUUGUGGGUCUUCUCAACCUAUACAGAAGAAGGACAGAAUUGCUACUUUGCUUGGGUUUAAGCAACCUGAUAAAGAUACUGUUCGAGCUCCGGUUGGUAUUAGAACUAAGGGGCGUGGUUUUAAAAAACGGAUUAAGUCUACUUUUGAGCAAGUUUCUACUAAACAGCCAAGGAAGCAAAGGACAUGUGGUAUAUGUGGUUCUCACGAGCACGACAAGCGUAAAUGUGAUAAAAAACCGGAAGCAAGUUGA
Molecule: messenger RNA, 2277 nt
Organism: Helianthus annuus (common sunflower)
Lineage: Eukaryota; Viridiplantae; Streptophyta; Magnoliopsida; Asterales; Asteraceae
Product: protein FAR1-RELATED SEQUENCE 5-like
Exons: 5
Coding region: 1-2277 (758 amino acids)
Biological process (GO): regulation of DNA-templated transcription
Molecular function (GO): zinc ion binding
Source: RefSeq, a predicted model, not a curated record